AUGUCCGGCAAGAAGGAGUUUGAUGUGAAACAGAUCCUAAGGCUGCGCUGGAGAUGGUUUAGUCAUCCUUCUCAAGGUUCGCCUCUCACUGGAAGCUGCCCUCAACAGGAAGGAUAUGAGCAUAGAGGGACCGCGGUUCAGGGCAGGCUGAAAACCCACUCUGGGGAUAGAAACGAACUGAAGAAAGGCAGCAGUCCUGUCCACCCCAAUAUACUGACACCAGUUCCAGGACCUGCUUCUGUGCAUCAAAGAGCCCAGCAAAAUUGGCACCAGCAAAACCUUAUAGAACAUCUCCAAGCAAAUGAAGAUAUUCCUCAAGCAAUUCCAGAAGAGGAUUUGUCCAAAGAAGCUUGUGGGAAACACUUAGGAGAUUUGGAGAUGAUGACUGAUGACAAUAUAGAAGAUUCUAGAGCACGAUAUUAUAGCCAGUAUACUGAAGAAAUGACUGACCAAUCUGAGGAGAACUUCUAUGCAGUGAAUCAUGCAAAGCAAACUAUCCAGAAAAUGGAGAACUACAUGAAAGAGAAACAACUAUGUGACGUGUUCCUAGUUGCUGGGCACCUACGAAUCCCAGCUCAUCGGCUGGUUCUCAGUUCAGUGUCUGAUUAUUUUGCUGCAAUGUUUACUAAUGAUCUGCUUGAAGCCAAACAGGAAGAGGUCAGGAUGGAAGGAAUAGAUCCAAAUGCACUGAAUUCCUUGGUGCAAUAUGCUUACACAGGUGUCCUGCAAUUGAAAAAAGAUACUGUUGAAAAUUUGCUGGCUGCAGCUUGUCUUCUGCAGCUGACUCAGGUCAUUGAAGUUUGCUCCAAUUUCCUCAUAAAGCAACUCCAUCCUUCAAACUGCUUAGGCAUGCGGUCAUUUGGAGAUGCCCAGGGCUGUAACAAGCUCCUGAAUGUGGCACAUAAGUACACUAUGGACAAUUUCACUGAGGUGAUUAAAAAUCAAGAAUUCCUCCUGCUUCCAGCUAAUGAAAUUUCAAAACUUCUAUGCAGUGAUGAUAUUAAUGUGCCUGAUGAAGAAACCAUUUUACAUGCUCUGAUGCAGUGGGUAGGCCACGAUACUCAGACUAGGCAACAAGACCUGGCGAUGCUCCUUUCUUAUAUCAGACUACCACUACUCCGGCCUCAGUUGCUUGCAGAUCUUGAAAACAGUUCCAUGUUUACUGGUAACCUUGCCUGCCAGAAGCUCCUAAUGGAAGCUAUGAAGUAUCAUCUUUUGCCUGAGAGAAGACCCUUGAUGCAAAGCCCUCGAACAAAACCUAGAAAAUCAACCGUGGGUGCACUUUAUGCUCUAGGGGGCAUGGAUGCAAUGAAAGGUACUACUACAAUUGAAAAAUAUGACCUCAGGACCAACAAUUGGCUGCAUGUUGGCACCAUGAAUGGGCGUAGGCUUCAAUUUGGAGUUGCGGUUAUUAAUAAAAAGCUUUAUGUUGUGGGAGGAAGAGAUCGUUUCAAAACAUUGAAUACUGUGGAUUGUUUUAAUCCAGCUAUCAAAGUCUGGAUGGUGAUGCCACCCAUGUCUACACAUAGGCAUGGUUUAGGUGUGGCCAUACUUGAAGGACCAAUGUAUGCUGUUGGUGGUCAUGAUGGAUGGAGUUACCUAAAUACUGUAGAAAGGUGGGACCCUGAAGGAUGCCAGUGGAACUAUGUGGCCAGUAUGUCAAUUCCUAGAAGCACAGUUGGAGUUGUUGCAUUAGGCAACAAAUUGUAUGCUAUUGGUGGACGUGAUGGAAGCUCUUGCCUGAAAUCAAUGGAAUCCUAUGAUCCACACACUAACAAGUGGAGUCUGUGUGCUCCAAUGUCCAAAAGACGUGGAGGUGUGGGAGUUGCAACAUACAAUGGAUACUUGUAUGUUGUAGGGGGCCAUGAUGCUCCUGCUUCUAACCGUUGCUCCAGGCUUUCUGCUUGUGUUGAAAGAUAUGAUCCAAAAAGAGAUUCCUGGUCAACUGUAAGGCCCCUGAGUGUGCCUCGAGAUGCUGUUGCCGUAUGUCCACUUGGAGACAAAUUAUAUGUGGUUGGAGGAUAUGAUGGACAUACUUAUUUGAACACUGUUGAGUCAUACGAUGCUCAGAAUGAUGAAUGGAAGGAGGAAGUUCCUGUUAACAUUGGAAGAGCUGGUGCAUGUGUUGUGGUGGUGAAACUCACUUAAAACUCAAAAGAAUGGCAGCAGGAUAAUUUCAAGAAACAGAGCAGGUGGAACAAGAGGAAAAAAAGAAAAAGAAAUAGGACAUUUUCUUCACUUCAUAACCAAACUUGAAAAUCAUUGCGUCAGUUUAAUAUGUUCUCAUUUGUGAAGCUGGAACCAAUUUUAAACAUGAGCUACAUGCAAAUCUUGAAUAUAUAUGUUGUCAGAGCUGAUAAUAUAAACAGAAAUCCCCUAUGCUAGCUUUUGACUCUUUAUGGUAGCAUGUUAAACUACUUAAGCAAAAUUGAUAGUGACUGAAGUGUUAAGGUGAGAAAAGCAUCAUU
Dipodomys ordii (Ord's kangaroo rat) is the source of this 2468-nucleotide messenger RNA. It is a transcript of the gene Klhl4, whose product is annotated as kelch-like family member 4. The record is from RefSeq and is a predicted model, not a curated record. Lineage: Eukaryota; Metazoa; Chordata; Mammalia; Rodentia; Heteromyidae. The coding region runs from base 1 to 2148 and encodes 715 amino acids. The transcript is spliced from 11 exons. Gene Ontology annotation, molecular function: protein binding.